AUGUCUCCUCCUCCUCCAGCACGUCCCAUAAAGCGACUAUUAGUUGCAAAUAGGGGAGAGAUCGCAGUUCGCAUCCUCCAGGCGGCUCGUGAAUUACCCAACAUCGAAACCUUUGCACUUUACACAGCAGAUGACCGCUCACAUUGUGAUUUGGGAGCACCACACCAUGCCGUAGCCUUGCCAUCUCCGUCAUCCUAUAUGGAUAUUGCUUUGCUGGUGCAGCUAGCGCUGGAACACUCCAUAGACACAAUCCACCCGGGAAUUCGCCCAGCGAAUGUGGGAGGAAGCCGGGGUCAAAGUCAUCGGUCCCGGCUGGGAGGUACUGGCAAGGACAGGAGACAAGCUGCAAGCGAAGAUGCUGGCGGAGGCAUGUCGCGUGCCGAUUUUGAAAGCGAUGAAAACGCCACAAGCGAUAUUGGCUUGAUACGUCAAUUUGUAGCUGAGGUGGGAUAUCCUGUUAUGGUAAAAGCUGUAGAUGGUGGAGGCGGGCGGGGAAUCCGGUUUGUCAAGGGACCUGAUGAGUUGCAGUCUGCUAUUGAUCGGGCGACGGGGGAGUCCCCUUCCAAAAAGGUGUUCGUGGAAAAGGCUGCAGUGGGAGGGUUUCACCACGUUGAGGUUCAGGUUGUUGGGGAUGGUACGGGCGAGAUCAAGUACUUGUCGCUGGGAACCUUCGAGUUCUUGGCCAGCGAGAAACUAUCGAAGUUCUAUUUUCUAGAAAUUAACCCCCGUCUUCAGGUCGAACAUACAAUCACGGAAUGCAUUUCAACAGUGGAUCUUGUCCAGACACAGCUUCUGCUAGCCCAAGGGGUGUCACUGCGAGAUAUGGGGCUGGGCGACAUAGAGAAUCCAGAGCAACCUCCCGCCACAUAUUCAAUCCAGUUGAGAUUAUGUGCUGAGGAUCCAACCGCCGAUUUCGCUUUGAGUAUCGGCAAAAUCACCGAAUUCCAUGUCCCUGGAGGCAACAGCGUCAGAGUGGAUACUCAUGUAUCGGGUUCGUCAUCGGUAGUCAUUGGCUCAGACUUCGAUAACAUGAUGGCAAAAAUAAUAGUCACCUCCACCAGUUGGGACGGCGUAGUUCGAAAGGCAUGCAGAGUGCUGAAUGAUGCAAGAAUAUCAGAGGUUAAGACCAACAUCGACGUCCUCAAAGGAAUUAUCGGCAACAUCGAGUUCCAAGAAUGGCAAAUUCGAGACGCAAUGGAUGGAAAAGAAUUUGGGAGAUAUCAUUCAACAUGGAAAGCAGCUGCAUCAUCUCUUGGAUCGUCAAGUGUCCUCUUCCGCAAAGGAGAUGCUUGGUCCAUCGAGUUGGCGCCCUUGAACUCGACAAAGGGAUCCGGCUCCCAAGCUCCUCAUCACCUUCUGCUGAGCAAACUUUUCCGCAACGAAUUCCCAACUUCGCUAAGCGCAGAAAUUGAGUAUACAACUCCAGCAACUGCGACUCAAACCGCAAGGACUACCCCGUAUCGAGUAACUUUGGCCAGGACGUUGGCCUCGUCAAGUUCGUUAUCAUCAACUCAUCGACGAGGAAACCCAAACAAUUCUUCCCACAUCACUCUUCCUAUGAGCGGAAAACUGACUGAGAUGCUUGUAGAAGAAGGGGAUGACAUCCAGGAAAACAGCGUGAUCGCAUUUGUGAAACAAAUGAAAAUGGAACUCGAAGUUCGAAGCCCAAAGGCGGGGAGAGUUACAUGGGCUUUGGAACUGGAAGAUGGGGAUGGGGAAGGUGUGCCAGAAGGUAUUUUGCUGGCUGAGGUAACGCCAAUUGAUCCCCCGGAACAGGGCGUUGAGGUCAAGGGGAAGUUGUAG
Molecule: messenger RNA, 1803 nt
Organism: Histoplasma capsulatum G186AR
Lineage: Eukaryota; Fungi; Ascomycota; Eurotiomycetes; Onygenales; Ajellomycetaceae
Product: carboxylase:pyruvate/acetyl-CoA/propionyl-CoA
Exons: 5
Coding region: 1-1803 (600 amino acids)
Molecular function (GO): ATP binding; metal ion binding
Source: RefSeq, a predicted model, not a curated record